AUGGCGAGACCCUUGGCUUCCCCCUCGCUCAUGGUGGCAGCCAAGGCGCUGCUGUUCUGGGCUCUGGUGUACAGCUGCUGCGCCCUCUGCGCCGGCCUGCAGCUGCUGAAACUUUUGUGGAGCCUCGCGACGAGGCCGGCCAAGACCUUCCAGCGGCCCGCCCGCGACAACCCGCCCGCCUGCCUCAACGACCCCUCCUUGGGGACGCACUGCUAUGUCAGGACCAAGGAUUCUGGAUUAAGAUUUCACUAUGUGGCUGCUGGCGAGAGGGGGAAACCACUAAUGCUGCUACUCCAUGGCUUUCCAGAGUUCUGGUAUUCCUGGCGUCAUCAAAUGCGGGAAUUUAAGAGUGAAUACAGAGUUGUGGCUCUGGAUUUGAGAGGUUACGGAGAAACAGAUGCUCCUGCCCAUCGAGAGAACUACAAGCUUGAUUGUCUGAUUACAGAUAUAAAGGAUAUCUUAGAGUCUCUGGGAUACAGCAAGUGUGUGCUGAUUGGGCAUGACUGGGGUGGAAUGAUCGCUUGGCUAGCCGCUAUUUGUUACCCAGAAAUGGUGAUUAAGCUGAUUGUUGUUAAUUUUCCACAUCCCUCUGUUUUUACAGAAUACAUUCUACGACAUCCAUCGCAAAUGAUGAAAUCCUCUUUCUACUACUUCUUCCAGAUGCCAUGGUUUCCUGAACUUAUGUUUACAAUAAAUGAUUUCAAGACCUUGAAAAACCUCUUUACCAGCCCAUCUACUGGAAUAGGAAGGAAAGGCUGCAAGCUAACAGCAGAAGAUAUUGAAGCUUACCUUUAUGUUUUUUCCCAGCCGGGAGCACUAACUGGUCCCAUUAAUCACUAUAGAAACCUUUUCAGUUGCCUACCUCUUCAGCACCAUGAGGUCACAAUUCCUACUCUGUUGCUAUGGGGAGAAAGAGAUCCUUUUAUGGAGGUCGAGAUGGCAGAAAUCACAAGAAUUUAUGUCAAAAAUCAAUUUAGACUGACGGUUCUGUCUGAUGCUAGCCAUUGGCUCCAACAAGAUCAACCUGACAUCGUGAACAAGUUGAUAUGGACUUUUCUAAAAGAAGAGUCAAGAAAAAGAGAGUGAUUUUUUUUUUU
Molecule: messenger RNA, 1097 nt
Organism: Euleptes europaea (tarantolino)
Lineage: Eukaryota; Metazoa; Chordata; Lepidosauria; Squamata; Sphaerodactylidae
Gene: EPHX4
Product: epoxide hydrolase 4
Exons: 7
Coding region: 1-1086 (361 amino acids)
Molecular function (GO): hydrolase activity
Source: RefSeq, a predicted model, not a curated record